UUCUGGGAGCGAGAGCACUCUGUGCGGAUCUGAGGCAAGGACGAGACAGCGCAGACAGGACAGGAGGGGGCCAUGGAACGGUACCGGGGCCGCGCCGCGCUCGUCACGGGCGCCAGCGUCGGCAUCGGCGCCGCCAUUACUCAGGCGCUGCUCAGACGCGGCGUCAACGUCGUGGGGCUCGCCAGGAGGGUCGACAGAGUCCAGGCACUGGAACUGAAAGAUGCCCCUGGGAAGCUGUACCCUUUGCAAGGGGACGUCAGCAGAGAGGACAGCAUCCUUGCGGCUUUCAAGUGGAUCAAAGAUAAUCUGUCAGGCGUUGACAUCCUCGUCAACAACGCUGCGAUUCUAAUUGAUGAGGAACUGACAUCUGCAUCGACGGACUCAUGGAGGCGCAUGCUGGACGUGAACGUGCUGGGUCUGAGCAUCUGCACCAGGGAGGCCAUCCAGGACAUGAUCAGAAGGGGCGUCGACGACGGGUUCGUCAUCCACAUCAACGGCAUCUGGGGACACUCACCGGCGGCGGGCGGUGAGCUCGCCAUGUACGCGUCCACCAAGCACGCGGUGCGGGUUCUGCUGGAAGGCCUGCGAAAGGACCUGGUGGCCAGGAAGAGCAACAUCCGCGCCGGGGAAAUAUCUCCGGGAUUGGUAAAGACUGAUAUUCUUUCCAAUACCAACAAAUGGACACCAGAAUUGUUCGAUAAGGUGAAUUGCAUGGAGCCGGAAGACGUUGCGGAAGCUGCAAUCUACAUGUUGUCCCAGCAUCCACGUGUCCAGGUUCAUGACAUUAUCAUCCUGCCAACUGGAAACCCUAUGUAGAUAUCAUCAUGAAAUGCACCGAAUGAGAUUUCUAUUGAUAACCAAAUAUGCGAUUCAGGAUAUUCUUCUACUGAUUUCUACAUUGCCAUUCAGUCAAAUCAGCGUAAGAACUACACACAAAAAAACAGAACGGUUCUCUUGAAGAUUGGGGCUACCGUGCGCAACAGAACUUGAAUGCCCAGCAGAAGAGUGGACUGAGGAGACCCUGCCGGCCGGAGUGGCCGAGCGGCUAAAGGCGCUACAGUCGCAGGUUCGAACCUUCCUCGGGCAUGGAUGUGUGUGAUGUCCUUAGGUUAGUUAGGUUUAAGUAGUUCUAAGUUCUAGGGGACUUAUGACCACAGCAGUUGAGUCCCAUAGUGCUCAGAGCCAUUUGACCCAUUUUUUGAGGAGACCCUGCGGAACCUGUACUCAAUCCGAAAAGCCACAUCGCUGUUGCAGGAGCUUACGUACGAUUUUGUGUAACUUAAUAUUGUUAAUGUAUAUAAAUUGCGGAAGGGUCUGUGGUCAUGAAAUGAGGGGUCAACAAUAAAGAAAAAUAAAAAAGUAUUUAUCUGCUUACAAUCAUAAAUCGAUGUUGAGUUCCGAAAGUUAACAACAGCACGUCCAUAUGUUUUCCUGAGCUUUGGUCUACAACUUCUCCAUCAUCGUACUCCUUCGUGGGCGCUAAUGAGAAAGUAAAACUCUCUCACA
Molecule: messenger RNA, 1506 nt
Organism: Schistocerca serialis cubense
Lineage: Eukaryota; Metazoa; Arthropoda; Insecta; Orthoptera; Acrididae
Product: dehydrogenase/reductase SDR family member 11-like
Exons: 6
Coding region: 73-816 (247 amino acids)
Source: RefSeq, a predicted model, not a curated record